ACAGGUUUGACAGAACCUGCGGAACGGGCAGCCAGACAGCACACGAGUCGCUUGAGAAAGCUCCGAGUGUAGCCAGUGCCAGAGCGAUCGCUAACAUGACGCUCAACGUGGCCGCUCUGGCCACCAUAGUGGUCCUGUACGUGGUUAUUUUCCUCGUGGGCCUGCUGGGUGCCCGCAAGAAGAGGCAGCAGUCACGGGAGGUGGCCGACGCUUCCGACAGCCGACUGCUCAUGAACGGGGGCCGCAGCUUGGGGCUGGUCGUCAGCACUUUCACUGUCGUAGCCACCUGGGUAGACGGCGGCUUCUUGAACGGCACCGUGGAGGUGAUAACAACGCGGGGCCUGGUGUGGUGCCAGGCAGUUUUCGGCUACUCCCUCAGUCUGCUCAUGGGUGGCCUGUUCAUCGCGGGCCCCAUGUGGCGUGCAGGAUAUGUGACCAUGAUGGACCCACUGCAGGAGACAUACGGUGACACCAUGGCCAGCCUGCUGUUCCUGCCCGCACUCGUGGGAGAGGUCUGCUGGUGCGGGUCCAUCUUCAACGCACUCGGCAGCACCCUGAGCGUGGUGACCGGGCUGGACGGCCGUGUGUCCAUAGGCGUGUCGGCGGCCGUGGCUGUGCUGUACACUGUCACUGGGGGCGUCUAUUCGGUCGCCUACACCGACGUAGUCCAGCUUUCAUUCAUUUUCAUCGGACUCUGGAUCUGUGUGCCGUUUAUGCUUCUCAACGGGCACACCGACCCCAUCUGGUCUGUGCCAAAGGAUGAGCUGCUCGGUUCUGUGGCCAUGAACGAGAUACCCAGCUACGUGGACACCAUGCUCCUGUUCAUUUUGGGUGGCAUCCCGUGGCAGGAUUAUUUCCAGAGAAUACUGUCGACCAAGAGCGAAUUUCGCGCCAGGGCCUUGUCCCUUGUAGGGUUCGUGGGCACGCUCGCCAUGGCUGUGCCGCCCGUGCUCAUCGGUGUUGCCGUCAAAGCAACAAGAUGGAACGAGACGACGUUCCCAAGUGGCGUCGAUCCGACGGACGAGAAGUACGCGCCCAUGAUGCUGCCCCUGGCGCUGCAAUACCUCACGCCGACCGCGGUCUCGUGCUUGGGGCUCGGCGUGGUGGCGGCAGCCGUCAUGUCUUCCGCCGACUCGUGCCUUCUCAGCUGCGGAUCCAUGGCAGCCAGGAAUAUCUACGUGCCGCUCCUUAGGCCGAAGGCCUCGGACACCGAGGUGGUGUGGGUGCUUCGGCUGUGCGUGGUCACCGUGGCCGCUUUAUCGGCCAUCAUGGCCGUGGCGGUGCGCUCGGUCUACGACCUGUGGGCGUUGAGCGCCGACCUGGUGUACGUGGUGCUUCUGCCCCAGCUCCUAGCCGCCGUGUUCCUGGGCCGCCGGUGGUGUAACGCGGCCGGUUCGGUGACCGCCUUCACUCUGGGCCUGGCACUGCGCGUUCUGGGUGGGGAGCCUGUGCUGGGCAUCCCGGCCAUCAUGCAGUAUCCACUCUACGACGACGGCAGGCAGCUAUUCCCUUUCAAAACGACCACCAUGCUCCUGUCCGGCAUCACGCUGCUCGCCGUGUCCCGCUUGGCCGAUUGGGUCACCGGCUCCAAGCGCGCCAGUCGCCCCGAGACCCCGCCUUUGCCGGCGUGCAAACUGCCUAAAGAGCCGACGCUCACUUCUAAUGACUUGUGGAAAUAGCUAGCCAUCUCAUGGUAUAGGGACCACAGCAACAUUGCUUCAUCGUUUGACAACACCGUAAACGGUCCCCGAGACUUGCUGUGUGGAAAAACUGCAACCUUGAUUUCUUCCGCGGCCGCAUAUACUAGGAUUUUCGCUUCUGAAAAAAAAAAAAGGCGCUGGACGUCGCAUGCAAAGACAGAAGCACAUGAGGCGUCAGUUGUCUUUUCACGCCUACAAGAGUCGCACGUAAUUGUUAUGGGCACGGGCGCGUGUGCACCAGGCAAACUGGACGUGCGCCUAGUUAACCUUCUUUCUUUUCUUCGUUGUCUUUCGCUUGAAACUGCGCAUAGACGAACAGCUCGCUGCGCGUCACAAUAUACAGUCAAGCGCCUCUACAACGAACGUCUGUACAACGAAAGGACAAGUAUAACGAAGGAAUAAUUCUGUCCCGAUUGUAUCGUGGGUUGUGCGGUGUGCCACAUUUACAAUGAAUUGGCGUCUAUAACGAAUGAUUUCAGAGGCCCCAAGCACUUCUUUAUGAAGGUGUCCGACUGGAGUUGACAUUGUGGACUGUUUCGUGGCAAGCAAAUGCCUGUAAGCAUGAAGGUAACCACAUUAAUAGCGCGCGCGACUGUAAGCUAAGCUUUGACACGGCUUCGUCUCCAUGUGUGCUUAUCAAAUGGUCGUGACAGCACCAUUUAUAGUCCCUCCCACAGUUUUGCAGCGAAGCUGCUUGGGGUAGUUCCCCAACGGUUUUCGUGAGGCGGCGGCAACGUGUCGCGACGUGGUAGAUAUCUAAUUACAGCCACAAGACAGCCAGCAAAGCAGCCUGCAUCGCAGCCACGAAGUAGCCUUAUGGGCUCAUUCCGACCGGCGAUCGAGCAGCCGAGCGACUGACCCAGGACAGUCUCUCUCUCUCUCUCUCUCUCUCUCUCUCUCUCUCUCUCUCUCUCUCUCCAUCUCUCUCUCUCUCUCACACACACACACACACACACACACACACACACACACACUCAUAUAAUACACAGUACUUUUAAAAAAUUAUAGGGUGUCUUAAGAUCUCUUUUAAGAGGGGAACGGCGAAAGCCUACUCUUCCUCUUCUUAUCAUUCGCCUAUUUCUUUUAGCCUCUUUUCUUCUCUUUCUCUUUCUUUUAGUCAUUACUGCUCACUACUAAGCAUUUUUAGUCAUUUGUAAUCAAUUGCGGUAAUGACUAGCCACCGUUAGACAUGUUGGUCAUAUCAUAGUCAUCAGUAGUCAUUACAAGUCAUUUCACUCAUUAUUAGUAAUUACUGGUCAUUACUAAGCAUCUUUAGUCAUUUCUAAUCAAUUGCAGUCGUUACAAUUUGUCGUUAGACAUAUUGGUCAUUUCAUAGUCAGUACUAGUCAUUAUAAGUCAUUUCAGUCAUUGUUAGUCAUUACUGCUCACUAGUUUAACACCUGCAGGCGGGCUAGAUGGUGCAUUGCAGGUCGACAGAAAAUAAGCGCACAGGAAG
Dermacentor albipictus is the source of this 3156-nucleotide messenger RNA. Its product is annotated as high-affinity choline transporter 1-like. NCBI's taxonomy places the organism in Eukaryota, Metazoa, Arthropoda, Arachnida, Ixodida, Ixodidae. Gene Ontology annotation, molecular function: choline:sodium symporter activity. Gene Ontology annotation, cellular component: plasma membrane. The record is from RefSeq and is a predicted model, not a curated record. Gene Ontology annotation, biological process: transmembrane transport; acetylcholine biosynthetic process; choline transport.